AUGGCAAAAGGUGGGAACUCCCAUAGAAACACAUUAAAGAAUGACCACAAACCAUUCAAGUCGAAACAUGCAACUAAAGGACAGCUAAAGAAUCAAUACAAGGGUAAAGUUGAAAAAACAACAUCAUCUGGUUCAUCAUCAUCAAAGCCUUUGAGUAAACAAGCAAGAAAGAAUUUAGCAAAGCAAUUGAAAGAAAACAAGAUUUUGGAAACCAAGCUUACGAAAAAGUUAUUUGAAGGAAAUUCAGGUGCUCAAAAAGUCAUCACCAUCAUAUGUUUGACCAAUGAUUUAUCUCCUAUUGGAAUAGCGAAUCAAUUGUUUAGUCAGGAUGAUCAGAAGAUUGAGUUUGAGUACCCAAGUGUUACGGACAUCAACAUUGGCAAAUUCAAAACAAAUUUAAAGAUUAUACUUCCGAACCAAGAUAAUAUAUUGCAAAUACUUGAUGCUGCAAAAGUAUCCGAUUUUGUCGUUUUUGGAAUAUCAGCAAAUCAAGAAGUCGAACAAGGCUACGGAGAGACAAUACUACGUGCAUUAUUAGCACAAGGUAUUGGCUCUGUAGUUGGGGUCUUACCAAAUGUUGUGUCAGCGUACCCUAAGAGGAACCUUCAAUUAGACAUAAAACAAUCAUUACAAUCAUUUUUUGGCCAUUUCUUUCCUGCUGAAGAUAAACUAUAUGCAUUGGAACUGGAUUCUGAUAAUGCAAACUGUUUAAGAUACAUCUGUCAAAAAUUUCCCCAACUGGUGACAUGGAGAGAUUCAAGAGGGUGGCUAAUUGCCGAUAAAAUCCAUAAUGAAGAAGCUUACGAUGGUGUAAUAGUUGAGGGAACUUGUCGUGGAACAGGGUUCAAUGUAAGUAGGUUAGUCCACAUACCAGGUUAUGGUGAUUUUCAAGUUGACAAGAUUGAAAAAUUGAGCAAAAUUUCAGGACGGAGUCGAAAUGAAAUGCAAAUUGAUGAUGAUAUUGAACAAACAUUCCUACCAAAUGAAAAUCGGGAUACGUUGGACGAGUUGAACCCAGAUUUUCAAGAAGGUCAAGAUGGUGAUGCUGACAUGUGGGAUGGCUUGGAAGACGAUGGCAUGGGAGUUCGCUCAGAAGGUAAGUUGUACUUCAAUGAUGAUGGAACAAGCAAGGUCAAAUACAAUAAAAAAGUUCCCAGGGGUACUUCUGAAUACCAAAGUAGAUGGUUUGUCGAUGAUGUUUUAGAUGCGAAUGCAUCCGAUUUAGAAGAGGUGGAAGAAAACGAUGAUGAUUUACAUGAGAAUGUUACGGAAGAAAAUCAAGAGGUCAUGGACGAUGCAACUACGGAAUAUGCAGAGUCUGAGAUGCAUGUCGAUUUAUCACCAGAGGAAGAACAACGCCAGUUGGAGGAAUAUCGUAGAUCCGCCGCUCAAGAAGAUUUGGAAUUCCCUGAUGAAAUAGAAUUGCAUCCUAAUGAGUCAGCAAUAGAAAGACUUAAAGGAUACAGGGGUGUCAAGUCCUUAGCCAAUUGUGAAUGGGAUGUUGAUGAACACGAUUUGGAAAAACCAAGUAUUUGGAACCGUUUACUACGUGUUGCAAAUUUCAAAGCUACCAGAAACAAGGUAAAUAAAGAGUUUAUCAAAAACAUUGAAGUGCAUCCUGGAAACAGGAUUAGAUUGUUUGUCAGAGCACCUAAAUCUAUCCUUGAACAAGUCAACACCACUUCCAAAGCAUUUGUCAUUUACGAUCUACUUGAGCAUGAACACAAAUUAGCAGUGACCAACUUCUCAUUUGAAAACUGGGAAGACUAUGAAACACCAAUUCAAAAUAAAGAUACCAUAGUUGUUCAAUAUGGUCCACGUCGACAAGUCAUCAACCCGGUUUUCAAUCAAGCUUCAAACAAUAGCAACAAUGUACACAAACAAGAAAACUUUCAACACCCAGGAAUGAUGACAAUAGCCACCGCCAUAGCUCCUGCAUUAUUCACCAAUUCGCCGGUCCUUUUUUUCAAACCUGGUGAAAAUGGAGCUAUUCAAUUCAUUGGUAAAGGUUCUUAUUUGGGAUGUGACCAUACUCGUAUCGUUGCUGAACGUAUUGUCCUAACUGGUCAUCCAGUCAAGAUACAUAAACGUGUAGUGACUGUGCGUUAUAUGUUUUUCAAUCCUGAAGAUAUCAAUUACUUCAAAGCAAUUGGACUUUUCACGAAAUCGGGUCGACUGGGAUUUAUUAAGGAGAGUUUGGGUACUCAUGGCUAUUUUAAGGCUAACUUUGAUGGUAAGUUGACAUCGCAGGAUGUGGUUGCUAUGAGUAUGUACAAGAGAGUAUGGCCCGAAUUGUCUAGUUUAUACACCGAAUAG
Lodderomyces orthopsilosis Co 90-125 is the source of this 2316-nucleotide messenger RNA. It is a transcript of the gene TSR1, whose product is annotated as Tsr1p. Gene Ontology annotation, biological process: endonucleolytic cleavage of tricistronic rRNA transcript (SSU-rRNA, 5.8S rRNA, LSU-rRNA); ribosome biogenesis; maturation of SSU-rRNA from tricistronic rRNA transcript (SSU-rRNA, 5.8S rRNA, LSU-rRNA). The record is from RefSeq and is a predicted model, not a curated record. The coding region runs from base 1 to 2316 and encodes 771 amino acids. The transcript has a single exon. NCBI's taxonomy places the organism in Eukaryota, Fungi, Ascomycota, Pichiomycetes, Serinales, Debaryomycetaceae. Gene Ontology annotation, molecular function: U3 snoRNA binding; GTP binding; GTPase activity. Gene Ontology annotation, cellular component: preribosome, small subunit precursor; nucleus.